Messenger RNA from Zasmidium cellare ATCC 36951, 993 nucleotides. RefSeq lists its product as uncharacterized. The transcript is spliced from 2 exons. The record is from RefSeq and is a predicted model, not a curated record. NCBI's taxonomy places the organism in Eukaryota, Fungi, Ascomycota, Dothideomycetes, Mycosphaerellales, Mycosphaerellaceae. Bases 1 to 993 code for a protein of 330 amino acids.
AUGUCCACAACCUCCAUCAUCAGCACAAUCGCGCAAACAGAAGUCUUCACAAUCGCAGGCGACACCAGCAGCGAAGAUUGGGACACAUACGUCGUCACAUACACGAAUCUCGGCCCUCUCACAACGACUUUCACGCCUCCAAGCUCCAAUUGUUACUCUUGGCAACCAGCAAACAUACGGCUUUGGUCCAACAGUUCCAUCGUCAGUCUGCCUUGCAGCGUCUACAACGGCAACUUGACCUCCUCGUCGCUUAGCUGUGAGCCCUCCGGACUAUCCUGGUCAUCUCUCUUGUUUGCGAAGUCUUCGGAGAUCAGUUCUGAUACUGCUGUCUGGGCUUCGCUUUUGUCGCCGGGUUUGUACUGUCCGCAUGGUUAUACGACUGGGACUUCGGCUGCGCUGGCCCAGUCUGAUUUGGAGACGAUCUCUUCGUAUACGCUGAGGGUUCCUGGGACUCAUGUUCAGUGCUGCUUGAGAGGAUAUACUUGGGAUCAAAGUCUUGACGCGUGCGCAUCAACGAUCACCACCGCUACAUCGACCGAUCUAUGCGAUUAUUACUGCACCAACCCUUGCGUCAAUUAUCGGCCCUCCAGCUAUGCGAAUGGAUCGAUGAGCUGUGCGCUGACCAGUACGUGUGGGAAACCUCAACCGUUUACCUGGAGUCCACAGGACACAGGUCAGAUACCCGUCGUCUAUCGAAAUGCCGUGUACAUGAUCCACCACAAGCACGAUUUCCCGGGGCACGGUAAUCUAUCAACUCCGGCCACGAUUGCGAUCAGCGUCGUCAUCCCGGUGGUGGUUAUCGCCGCCCUUAUUGGCAUGUGCUUCUUCAUAAUGAAGAAACUGCGGCAAACAAAAACCAUGAGCUUUAGCAAGGGCUCGUAUGCGGACGUGCGGAUGCAGAGUUUGAAUGGCGCAACUUCGCAACUGGCAGAGGAUCCGAUAUCUCUGAUUCCGAAGCAUGAAAUGCCGAAGCGGAGGUGGCAUUGGGUGUAG